This is a messenger RNA of Pleuronectes platessa (European plaice), 1153 nucleotides long. RefSeq lists its product as uncharacterized. Lineage: Eukaryota; Metazoa; Chordata; Actinopteri; Pleuronectiformes; Pleuronectidae. Gene Ontology annotation, molecular function: DNA binding; structural constituent of chromatin; protein heterodimerization activity. The transcript has 5 exons. The record is from RefSeq and is a predicted model, not a curated record. Gene Ontology annotation, cellular component: nucleosome. Bases 245 to 679 code for a protein of 144 amino acids.
AGCCGGAGCAGCGGGGCCCUUUGAAUCUGUUGUUUUCAGGGAACUCGUCGCUUCUCUUCGCUUUUCGAGGAUUGUAUGAAGGAUUCGAACCGGAGACCUCGUCCAGAUCCUCGUGUGAGUCCACGUCCGCUUCCCUGAGUGACCCGAGCUGCAGAGACAUCACGUGAUCAAUGUAAAGCUGCUCUUUGUCAGUCCCUGCUGCAGCGUCUUUCCUCCCGUGGACCGGACCUGUGUGUCCACAGAGAUGCGCCACGACUCCUCCAGCAGUCGUCGGAAGGGCAAAGCCCCGAAGCACCGCUCCGAGGUGUCGGCCCCGGGGACCGCCCGGUCCCCGAGGAGGAGGAGUGGUUCAGUCGCGGGUCCCGUGACUCCCAAGAAGAGACGGUUCCGACCGGGCACGAAGGCCUUGAUGGAGAUCCGCAGGUACCAGAAGAGCACGGACCUUCUGCUCAGGAAGGGACCGUUCUCUCGCCUGGUUCGUGAGGUUUGUCAAACUUUCUCCAGAGAGGCUCUCCGGUGGCAGGUUUACGCUAUUCUCGCCCUGCAGGAGGCUGCAGAGGCGUUUCUCGUCCUGCUGUUCUCGGACGCCAACCUGUGUGCGAUCCACGCCAAGCGAGUGACCCUGUUCCCCCGCGACAUUCAGCUGGCCCGGAGGAUCCGCGGCGUGGACACCCUGUGACAGCACCUCACACCUAUCGCAGCAGGAUCAAGAUGCUCUCCACCACUUUAAACCUUUCACCUGUUUUUAGAAGCUUUCUGACAUUUUAUCAAAUUUGGGUCUUAAAAUUCUAGAGAAAUAAUGUAUAUUUAUCGUAAGUUGUCCAAAUAUCAUCGGAAUGACAAGGUCAGGUCCACUGAGCCGCUUCAGAAGUGUUUAAGAAGAAGGAAAAUUGUCCUGUUCUUUUAUACAUUUGUUAAUGAUCACUCCUCUGUGAUGUUUCAAUGACGUGUAAAUGUUGCUCCAUAAUUCAUAGAAAGUUAUUUUCUUAAUAAAAAGCCAUUUUCUUCUUACUAAACGUGAUGUGUUAUUUUGAUCUGGACUCCAGCAAAGAUUUAAUGUCAGUUGUUUUGUUUCUGUUCAACACAACAAGUGUAAAUAACGACACAUCUCCACUUCCUAUAGAUCAAUAAAUGAAUAUCUCUGUAAACAAGA